This is a messenger RNA of Staurois parvus, 295 nucleotides long. The record is from the annotation of a GenBank genome assembly. NCBI's taxonomy places the organism in Eukaryota, Metazoa, Chordata, Amphibia, Anura, Ranidae.
UGUCAUGUGAUCAGCUGUAUUCAAUCACAGCUGAUCGUACUGAUCAGGGCACUGAUCAGGCCCUGAUGAUCAGUGUAGCUCCAGCAGUGCCAACUGUCAGUGUCCAUCAAUGCCAGCUGUCAGUGCUCAUCAAUGCCAUCUGCCAGUGCCCAUCAGUGCCACAUCAAUGCCACAUAUCAGUGCCUACCAGUGCACAUCAAUGCCACAUAUCAGUGCCCAUCUGAGCUGCCUUUCAAUGCCACCUAUCAGUGCCAGACAGUGCCACCUAUCAAUGCCAGUCAGUGACGCUUAUCAG